AUGCCACAGUCUGAUAAUAUUGAGAUGAAUUCAUUCGCGGUGGCAAUUUCUAUAUUGGGGUUCAUAUCAGCUCUUUUCACAUGUAUCAUGAACAUUAUUCUUCUGAAAACCUUUAUGAAGCCAAUCGUCUUGCACUUAUUGAGUCAUCCAUUGUAUUUAUGUUUGAUUUUUUGCCAAAUUUUAUUUUCAAGCAUUUUGCAACUACGGAAUUUUUCAGUUUCCAGAACAUUGGUCCGUGUGGAGCAGUUACAAAACUAUUCGGAUGUGCCAUUGAAGCAUUCCUGGUUCAUCGAACAAUGCGAAAAGGAAACGGAUCGACGAGUAGUGUUGUAG
Messenger RNA from Caenorhabditis briggsae, 333 nucleotides. The transcript has 3 exons. The record is from RefSeq and is a predicted model, not a curated record. Bases 1 to 333 code for a protein of 110 amino acids. Lineage: Eukaryota; Metazoa; Nematoda; Chromadorea; Rhabditida; Rhabditidae.